Peromyscus californicus insignis is the source of this 4925-nucleotide messenger RNA. RefSeq names its product zinc finger protein 58-like. Gene Ontology annotation, biological process: regulation of DNA-templated transcription. Lineage: Eukaryota; Metazoa; Chordata; Mammalia; Rodentia; Cricetidae. The record is from RefSeq and is a predicted model, not a curated record. Bases 707 to 2122 code for a protein of 471 amino acids. The transcript has 4 exons.
CUGAUCUUUCGGAAUUUACCCCAAUAUCUGGCACCAGGUUUUAUUAAUAAGAUCAUUUAGCAAUUUGUCUUACAACAUGUUUCAACUCUUCUGAACUUGUGGCCCCAUGAUGCCUGCCCAUCGUUUGCCUUACAAAAAUAACCUGUGGAAUGAUUGCACUUUUGCCUUAUGAACAUGUUUUUCUAGAUACCUUGAUGUUUCCCCUCCCACGUGAUUUAUUUUUGAACUUCAGCUGUUUUUAUUUUAUCCUUUCUAACGGCCAACUAUCUCGACAUCUGUUUUCUAUUAACCAUAACCCCCAUCAAGGGAACUGAAAAGACUAUGGGGGGUGGGGGGUGCUGCUCUCUGAAAUACCGACUUUGGGAGAGAAAGCCAACGGGCCAGUUCCUGGUGCUCCUGUAACAUGAAGUUUGCUUUAAUCAGACAUUCGUGCAAUUGGUUUUUCUCAGGCCAAACAGCUGUCCACCGGAUUGUGUUUCUUCCUCCCAAACUCUUCUGCAGGCAGCCAAACUAAUCCAGGAAGACUAACCAUCAUCUAAACUAGGAGAACAGGAAUUCCUUUGCUCAGACUUCUGGGAAAUGUAGUCCAUGCGACUGUGACAUCACAGGGAGCCGACCAAGAAAUCCCCUUCCGGCGUCUAGCACUCACAGGUACAGCUUCCUCAAAGUUUGGCGAGAGUCCUGCCCUACACAACGCGUCUCAGACAUGGAGGAAAUGCUGUCUUUUUGGGAUGUGGCCAUUGAUUUCUCUCCAGAAGAGAGGGAAUGCCUGGAGCCUGCUCAGUGGAAUUUGUACAGGGAUGUGAUGUUGGAGAAUUACAGCAACCUUGUGUUCCUUGGUCUUGCUAUGUCUAAGCCAUACCUAGUGACAUUUUUGGAGCAAAGACAAGAGCCUUCAUAUGUGAAGAGACAAGCAGCAGCCAAUGUGCAUCCAGGAAUAACCACCAAUGAUUAUAACAUUUACAAGACCAUUGAUUGUAACUCACUGUAUAUUCAACGCCAGAGAAUUCAUAAAAGGGAGAAACUCUACAAGUGUGAAGAAUGUGGUAAAGGCCUUAGUUCUCAUAAAACACUUUCCAUACACAAGAGACUUCAUACUGGAGAAAAAUCCUACAUGUGUAUAGAAUGUCAUAAGACCUUUAAUACUCGUGAAUCACUUUUUAUACAUCAGAAAAAUCAUACUGAUGAAAAAUCCUACAAGUGUGAGGAAUGUGGCAAAUUAUUUUACUAUCCUUCAAUGCUGAAGCAACAUCAAAGAAUUCAUUCUGGAGAAAAACCCUACAAGUGUGAAGAAUGUGGCAAAUCCUUUUAUACUCCUUCAGUGCUGAAGCAACAUCAAAGAAUUCAUACUGGAGAGAAACCAUACAAGUGUAUAGAAUGUGGCAAAGCUUUUUAUGAAUCAUCAAUCCUUCAGGUACAUAAGCGAAUUCAUACUGCAGAGAAACCCUACCAGUGUGAAAAAUGUGGCAAGUGUUUUUGUUCAUCUUCAUACCUUAGACAACAUCAAAUAAUCCAUUUUGAACAAAAACCCUACAAGUGUGAAGAGUGUGGCAAGUGUUUUUGUUCAUCUUCAUCCCUUAGACGACAUCAAACAAUCCAUUCUGAAGAUAGUGCGUUCAAGUGUGAAGAGUGUGGCAAAAGGUUUUCCUACUUUUCACACCUUCAAGCACAUCAGAGAGUCCAUACUGGAGAGAAACCAUACAAGUGUGAGGAGUGUGGUAAAUGUUUUUCCUCAUGUUCAUCUCUUAGAAAACAUCAACCAAUCCAUUCUGAAGGGAAUCACUACAAGUGUGAGGCAUGUGGUAAGUGUUUUUCCUUAUCAUCAUCCCUUAGACGACAUCAAACAAUUCACUGGGAAGACAAUCCCUACAAGUGUGAAGAGUGUGGCAGACGUUUUUGCUCAUCUUCAUCCCUUAGAGGACAUCAAACAAUCCAUUCUGAAGACAAUCCUUAUAUGUGUAUACACUGUGGUAAACGGUUUUCCUGUUCUAGGCGUCUUCAGGAACAUCAAACAGUUCAUACUGGAGAGAAACUGUACAAGUGUGAAGUAUGUCACAAAGCCUUUUGUUAUCGAUCAGGCCUUAGGAGACACAAGAGAGUUCAUACUGGAGACAAACCCUAAAAGUGUGAAGAGUGUGAUGAUGUUUUUCCUUAUUUUUAACUUUUAGAUGACAUUAAAAAAAAUUCAUUCUGAAGACAAUCCCUAAAAGUAUGGGGAAUGUGCCAAAGACUUUGCUAAUUUUUAUAUCCUUACUCAAUACAUGAUAUAGUUCAUACAGGAGAGAAAUCCUUCAAAUGUUUUAAGUUUACUUCUUCAAUCCUUAAAACACAUCAAAUAAUUCAUUCUGACUACAAAUUCUAUGAAUGUGUGAAGUGUGGUAAAAUCUUUGCUGAUAAUUCAGGUUUUAUCCACCUCUAAUGAAUCCAUAGUGGAGAAUAUUAAGUUAAUUAUGUUGGAAUGUCCACAUGAACACCUAACUUCCAAGAGCACAAAUGCUAAGAAUUAUGCGAGCCACAGGAAUAUGAAAUAGAAGUCCAGCUGUAUAUAAUAAGCUAUACCUUGACGAGGCCAAGGGUCAAGUGGGAAAGCCAAUCAGCAAGGUCUAUUGGUGUUUUGUGGCUUAAUAUUCAGUUGUGUCUUGCUAUGAAUUCUUUGUGCUCAUAAUUCUCCUAAAGUGUUUGUGUGUGUAUGUGUGUGUGAGUCUCCUUUUCAAAGCACCUGAAUAGUCACAUAGCAGAACCUUCUGCCUCUGAGCUCCAGGCCCCCUCUUUAUCAUUUGUUUUGGGUAUCUGCCAUUUGCAAAUACCCUCCUUUAGCUACUUCCUAAGAUAAAGUCAACCCCAAACAAAGUCUUAAAAGAUGAACAAGCAACAGACAGCUACCAGGUCAUCUGUUAGAUGCCUGAGAACCCCCCAACUUAGAUAAAAUGUCCUUUUGGAGACUACAUGUCUCAUAGGCCAAAUGCCUACCAACUAGAUGAACAAGCUUUGUUUCUUGUGCAAAUCAAGGCCUCCCCUCUCUCUCUCACUGCGCUAGAGAAUCUCUUAGAUCAAAGGGAGUUUCCCCUCAGCAGGUGUUUCAAGCUGUGAUGCAGAUUGAGUAGCUAUCAGUACUCUUCUCCCCCUCUCCCCCACCCCCACCCACCCCCACCCCAUCAGGAAACUGGUGGCAGAGGAAAAAGGUGACAGUUUUAACUUUUAGUGACCUACAGACUUUGCCUACCCUAUUACCUGUAAGUCUAUAGUUGAUAGAUUCAUAAUGCCUUGGCCUUACCACAAUAAGGAUAUAUUUAUAGCACAUAAAUUCCUUUUCUGAUUUAUCCCAACUGCUAACUGACUCCACUCUUAAUCUCUCCCCUUUUGGGUUGCAAAUAAAAUUGCCAGGAAGCCUCUAGUGGAGACCCCUACAAUCUUAUGCUGUAUACAAAAUAUAAGGUGUUACUGUCUUGGAUCGGAUAUAGACCAGUCCCGGGAGAAGGAAAGGAAGGAAGGAAGGAAGGAAGGAAGGAAGGAAGGAAGGAAGGACUGAAGGAUGGAGGAUUGAGGGAUUGAAGAUGGGAGAGAGCUAGGAUUUGAGAGAACUAGGAAUGGAGGGAACAGAGUUGAGGGAAUGAAGAAUUGAGGGAACUAGGAAGUGAAGAUUGAAGGAUUGAGGAAUUGAGGAACUGAAGAUUAGAUGGAAUUAAGAAUUGAAGGAACAAGAAGGGAACUAAGGAAAUAGAGAUCUGAGAGAGUUGAACUGGUGACUGAAUGAUGGUAACUGAGGAAUAAAUGAAUUGAACUAAAGAGCUCUGAGCAACUGGAUUUAUUCCCACGCUAUUGGUAGUUUCUUUCCUGGGCCCCUGGAUUUGUAUAAAUUUAAGGCUGGACCUUGAAUAUUAUAGAAAAAAGAAUGUCAUCAGAGAAGAGUAGAGACUUCUUUUUGUUGUAACCCCCAACAGUUUGAUCAAGCAAUAUGUUUUAAACCGCCUUGACUAAUGAGUCCCUUUCUUCUGUAACUAUAAGUAUUACAUGAAACCUUUACAUGUCCUAACUUUGUCCACAGGGUACCUGGAAUCUGAGAUCUGGGCUGUGGCAUAGUUACUGUUGUUUUUCCCAGUGGAGUCAUCUAAGCUCCUGUAAUAUCUCCCCUUGGUGUGUAAGAAUCUCUGUCUCUCUAGCAGUAUCUGGCUCCUGAAUCCUUAUUGGUAAAAUAAAAGGAGAGAGAGUUAGUUAAAACUACAAGAAGGCUCUUCCGGUCUUAGGCCUCAGCAGCAAGGCAGCAGCUGCAGAGACGCAGUCAUCAGCUGAGGCAGAGAUGGCAUCAGGUGCAGCUGCUGUGCCUCAGAUAAAAAACAACAGUUCCCAUAGAGCAAUAAUAACAGGAAAGUUAUGAGAGGAACCAAUUAUUUUCUGAUUGGAUUUAAAUCUUAUCCACAAACAGUAAUUGGUGUGAUGUUAAUUUGGUGAUAUACUUUUGCUUGGCUAGGUGAUAAGUCCUAGGGAGAAUUUAAUGCUGUUAUUCUAAUAAGUGGAUACUAACUAAAUGAACCCAAGUUAUCUUUACAUGUACAGAGUCAAGCACCUUUCAACACCCACCAGACAAUAUUAUAUGGUGUGAUAGAUGAAGUAUGGGAGCCCAAAACUGUCUCAGUUUCCCAGUUUUAAUCUGAAGUCUAUUCUUAGUCAAUAGAGUUCAAUCUUGCUUGCUCGAGGGUUGUGAGAAUGUCCUGAUUAGCCCAUAAGAAGGCACACACUAUCUAGCUAGAUGCAGACUGCUGAUGCCAGCCGGAGGUACAUGGAGAUAGAAAAUGAGACUACUUGCUCCUUGACAUAAGGCAGGACAGAUAGUGGUUGAAUGCCUGUGCUGUGCAUUGUUCUACCUCUGUCCUUCAAGACUGUAUAUAAGCUGGCUGUGAAAUAAACAAGGGACUGUCGGGCAUUGA